UCCUGAUGAGGUGCACUUACAGGCGGAGACAACUAGAAACAUUUCGGUGUCACAAGGUGACACAUGGUGACAACUAGAAACAUUUCGCAGCGUUAAACUCAGGGACACGCGCACUCGUUCCAGUCGGUGGACUUUCACUGUGUUUGUUGGCAAGGGCAAGAAAUCUGCGCAGGUCAAUCGUCCUUCUGCUCGGAGUCGUUUCCGUAGAGAACAAGCCUGGAUUAAACAGCCUUCAAUUGCCCCGGCGCCGCGACUGUGACUGAAACCGACCGAAAUGGAAUGAAAGUGAAUCCAUCAAGUGUCACGUCUGUCAGGACUACAGUCAGAACACAGUUGGACUGGACCCGGCCGGCGCUCACAUUCAGUCGCGGGUCAGACGGAGUUGCGCAGGUGCAUGGUACCAGUGUGUGGUUUGUGUGUGAUUACUGUGUGUGUGUGUGUGUGUGUGUGUGUGUGUGUGUGUGUGUGUGUGUGUGUGUGUGUGUGUGUGUGUGUGUGUGUGUGUGUGUGUGUGCGUGUGUGUAUGCGUGAGAGUGUGUGUGUAUGCGUGAGACUGAGUACGUGUGUGUGCACGAUGAGUGCUGCUGUGGUCCUGGAGGAGAUGUUGAUCAAGCGCUCGCAGCAGAAGAAGCGUACGUCACCGCUCAACUAUAAAGAGCGCCUGUUCGUCCUGACCAAGACCAGGCUCACCUACUACGAGGGUCGAGCAGAGAAGAGGUUUAAGAAGGGCUGUGUGGACGUCCAGAAAAUCAGGUGUGUGGAGAUUGUAAAGAAUGGAGGAGUCCCCAUUCCCUGCCAAAACAAAUAUGCAUUCCAGAUUGUUUACGAUUCCAACACUCUCUAUAUAUUUGCCCCAACCAACGAUAGUCGAAGCCUAUGGGUGCAGCACAUAAAAGAAGAGAUCAAGCACAAUUCUUUUAUUGUGGCAAAGUUCCACCCUCAGUUCUGGUUGGAGGGGAUGUGGCUUUGCUGUCGGCAGGCUGAGAAACUGGCACCAGGCUGUGAGGAAUAUAAUCUACAAGGAGACAUUUCAAGGAAACCUCUGCCCCCCAUUCCUGGUGAAGAGCCCUCCAAUGAGGUCCGUCGCCCACCCCCUCCACCUCCGCCCGAGUAUGACGAGCAGGAGGAGGAGCCCAAGGAGGAAGUGGUCAUCGCCAUGUACGACUUCACAGGCACAGAGAGCCACGACCUCCGACUCAUUCGUGGUGAGGAGUACAUCAUCUUGGAGAAGUGUGAUGUCAACUGGUAUAGGGCACGGAACAAAUACGGGGAAGAGGGGUACAUCCCCAGUAACUAUGUGACAGAGAAGACGUCAGACAACCUUGAUCAGUUUAUAUGGUUCUGUAAGAAUAUAAACCGUGCCAAGGCUGAGGAGCAGCUCAAAAAGGAGGAUAAGGAGGGAGGCUUCAUGGUCAGAGACUCCAGCAGUCCAGGAGCAUACACUGUGUCUUUAUAUACGAGGUCGUCAGGGGAUGGCCUGGCUGUUGUGAGGCAUUACUACAUCAAGGAGACACCAGGCACACCUAAACAGUUCUACCUGGCUGAGAGGCACCUGUUUGACACCAUCCCUGAACUCAUUGAGUAUCACAAACACAAUGCUGCAGGACUGGUUGCCAGGUUACGUUAUCCUGUUGGAAAACAGGGAAGAGUUGCUCCGACAACUGCAGGAUUCAGCUACGAUAAGUGGGAGAUUAACCCAGCGGAGCUGACCUUCAUGAAGGAGCUGGGCAGUGGGCAGUACGGAGUGGUGCGACUGGGCAAGUGGAGAGCGCAGCACAAAGUGGCCAUCAAGGCCAUCAGGGAAGGAGCCAUGUCUGAGGACGACUUCAUCGAGGAGGCCAAGGUCAUGAUGAGACUCUCUCAUCCCAAGCUGGUCCAGCUGUAUGGAGUAUGUACACAUCAGAGGCCCAUCUACAUUGUAACAGAGUUCAUGGAGCUAGGCUGCCUACUCAACUUUCUCAGGCAGCGGAGAGGCAGCUUCAGCUUUGAGGACCUCCUCAGCAUCAGUCUAGACGUGGCGCAAGGCAUGGCCCAUCUAGAGGCCAAUGGAUUCAUCCACAGAGACCUAGCGGCCAGAAACUGUUUAGUGAAUGAGUCGUCCGUAGUGAAGGUGUCCGAUUUUGGAAUGGCAAGAUAUGUUCUUGAUGACCAGUACACCAGCUCCAUAGGCUCCAAGUUCCCAGUGAAGUGGUCUCCCCCUGAGGUUUUCAACUUCUGCAAGUACAGCAGCAAGUCUGACGUUUGGUCCUACGGUGUGUUGAUGUGGGAGGUAUUCACAGAGGGAAAGAUGCCCUUUGAGCAAAGCCAGAACCACGAGGUCGUUCUCAUGGUGACCAAAGGUCAUCGCCUGUAUCGACCCAAGAUGGCCACACCCCCCAUAUAUGAGGUCAUGGAGGCGUGUUGGAAGGAGCAACCAGAGGAACGUCCAUCCUUCUCAGAUAUCUGCUCAAUGAUCACUGAGGCACUGGAGACCGACGCCCCUUCAUCCUGAUCACCCAAUGGCUACCUGGGGAGCUCCACAUGAGGCGGGUCCCACCUUUCUCACAGCACAGUGAUUGGACAGCAUGAAAGGAGUCUUGCCUGACCAAUGAGAGUCUCAAGAGGUCCUGCCAGACGGACAACAGGUUUCUUCUGAGUGUGACACUGGACAGAGAAAUUGAUUGAAGCAACUUUUCCACAAAGGACCCAAGCACACACACACACACACACACACACACACACACACACACACACACACACACACACACACAUACAUACACACACACACACACACACACACACACACACACACACACACAAACACACAGCAGAUUCUUCACUGCCAUACUAUGCCAUUCAUCAACUUCUCAUGAUUCAGCGUAAUGGAUGAACGUGUCUGCUGUAGCUAGGGAAAGCUUUAGUUAAAGGAACACGCUGACUUUUGGAGACUUACUCACCGUAUUGCUAGUUAGAUAAGAUGACAGCUGAGUCUCAUCUGACAUUGUUAUUUGUACAUGUUGUACCUAUAUAAACUAAACGGUAACACUUUACUUGACGGGGUCCUUCACACACAUUCAUAACAGCUGUCAUGAACUGCACAUGAAGCAUUCAUGACUGAUUCAUGAAACAUGACUCAACAUUCAUACCAACACUUUCAUGAAUGUGGAAGACAAAACGACGAAAACUUGUCAAAAUAAAAGUCCAACAAUCUAGUAAUCCAUACAGGGUAUUAUGAAUCCUCUCCAGCGUUUGUAAACAUCUCAUGAAUAUUUUAUGAAGUCUACUUCGAAUAUCACUUUACUAUACGAGUUGUGAAGAAUUCAUCAUAUACUGGGAAGUGAACUACUGACCAUCUGUGGACCUCUGAAUGGUUUGACAUUACUGUUUUCUAUAUCUGUACAGUCGGUGUAGACAAUUAUGCAUUCUUCAGAGAUUACUAUCAUAAAAUAAACAAACAGACAAACAAAAAAAGAAAAUCUCCUGGACACUGGACUUACCCGUUGACUAAGAUGUGACAUGAUCAGGUUGGGUAAAAGAAAAAGGACAGCAAUGCUGCUUUGCGAUUGUUGGACUUUUAUUUUGACAAGUUUUUGACGUUUUGUCUUCCACAUUCAUGAAAGGGUUGGUAUGAAUGUUGAGUCAUAUUUCAUGAAACAGUCAUGAAUCCUUCAUGUGCAGUUCAUGACAGCUGUUAUGAAUGUGUUCUGAAUGAACCCGACAAGUAAAGUGUUACCAACUAAACAAUCACAGCAUGUAAAUGGGAAAAUGUUGGAGUUCUUUUGUCACUAUUGGGAGAUGUAUGCAGUUGGCACCGGUCAGGUCGAGUGACCUGUGCUAAGUUAGGCUAGCGGCGGGUGCGUCAGCCUAAUUAACUACAAGCACGGAGAUGAGAAGAGUACAUAUGGACUUAUCUCACUCUAGGGGAUACGGUGAACAAGCUUAAGUCCCAAAAAGUUGGUGCAUUCCUUUAACUGGAAAGGGGCUUGACCUAAAGCCAACUUGAGAGGAAUAUGUGUGUGUGUGAGGCCUUACGUAACAGAAUGGGGCGGGCGUGUGUGUGUGCGUGCGUGCGUGCGUGCGUGUGUGUGUGUCACACCAUUAAGAGUCACCAUUAGGACAGAUCAGACAGCCUGGACUGAUUGGCCUGUACUCAGAGCCACAGGUGGUCUUAAGAGUGCCUUAGUGUUCUUAUGGUGGCCAUGGAGUUCCAUAUGGAGUUAUUCAGAUGCUGACAGACAUACAACACUGUCUUCCAAUCCCUCUAUGUUGCUGCGUGUCAUAUCCUGUACAAGACGGGUUUUUCUCUUUAGACAGCACUGUCAGCAAUCCAACUGCACCAGAGACUUGCAGAAGACUGCUGAUAUUCUUGCCAAGGACAGCUACCACCCAAAAACUCUGUAUAAUACUACAACUGAGUGCAUUGCACAGGGUGAUUCAUUGUUAGAUUCUUUGGUAACGUGUGUAAUGUAUUGCAAGAUAAUCACUCAUGAUGCAUCAUAGAAAUAUAUUUUUGAAACAUGAA
Messenger RNA from Sardina pilchardus (European sardine), 4501 nucleotides. RefSeq names its product tec protein tyrosine kinase (gene tec). The transcript has 19 exons. The record is from RefSeq and is a predicted model, not a curated record. Gene Ontology annotation, cellular component: plasma membrane. Gene Ontology annotation, molecular function: non-membrane spanning protein tyrosine kinase activity; ATP binding; protein binding. Gene Ontology annotation, biological process: T cell receptor signaling pathway; intracellular signal transduction; B cell receptor signaling pathway. The coding region runs from base 395 to 2491 and encodes 698 amino acids. NCBI's taxonomy places the organism in Eukaryota, Metazoa, Chordata, Actinopteri, Clupeiformes, Clupeidae.